UGGAAUUCGAGUGGAAUAAGUUUCCGCAGUGUUUGGAUGUACAGUGCACGCUUCUUAUUACGGAGAAUGGUGCGGAGAUGCCUUGGGUGGUAAUGCGGGUUAUGUCCCCAAAAUGAGCGCAGAAUAUAAGAAGCCACCUCUAGCUCCAAAACCAAAUAUUCUCAGUCACCUGUCUUCUAAAUUGCCUUCGUCCCUCAUGUCAAGACCGCGUGCCUCUGCCAGGGGCCCCAAGCCUCCCGUGGCACCCAAACCCCAGGUGCUCCAUGCCCCAGGGGAGACCUGCAGCCUGGAUGAUCAGGACAGCCUCAGCGGCUGCAGCAAUGGAGAUCUGCAGUUCUCUGAGGAGGAACCGGAUCAGGGGAAUGAGUCAGAAGGGUCCCUGCCUGAAGGCGAUGGGGCUGACGAGCAGCAACCCACACUAGACCAGGAGGGUUGUGAUUCUGCAGAGAGUGGAGGGGAAGAGAGGGACACGGACAGUGAGGAGGAGGCAUCGGCCGAUCCUACCAAAAUGGAAGGAACGUAUUCUAUGGACACACCGGAAGUUAGCGACACUGAAUGCUCUGCUGACUCGGCAUAUGCAGCCGAGGUCACUGACGCAGAAUGCACAGGCGAUGAGGAGCCGGAGAUCCCCAACACAGUGUGUUCAGAGUGUGAUGCAGUGCCCGAGGACACCGGCGUGUUUUCUGAGUGUGAUGCAGCUUCAGGUGAUGAAGGAACCGAUCACCACCCACACAUUGAGGACGAUCCUGAAGACCUGAGCCUAGAGACAGAGAGUCCUACUGAGGAUUCAUCCGUAAACCCAGAGGAUCCUGUGCAGGAACUGCAGAGUCAGGAUUAUGGAGCCUCCAUUCCUGAGUCUGUCAUUGAGGACCCAGAGAGUGGAGGCUCAGUAGGGGACCACACUUCACCAGAUCGUUCUCCUUGUCAGGGGGCUGUGUUGGACUCUAGUGCUUCCUCAGUGGGAGUGAAUGGGAGCGGACCUCCUUCAAAGCAUGACGACUGUUCAUAUGAUGUCAGCAAUGCCCUUUGUGAUCUGGAGGAUCAGAACAUUCCUGUCUUUUCCAGUGACAUGGAUACAGGAAACACUAAAGGCUCAUUUGAAUAUUCUUGCCAUGCAUUAGAUGUAGCUGAUGACAAGGACAUUAGGGCUGAACAUAAAAAGUUGGAACAUUUUUCUGACUAUACUAAAUCCGAGCAGUGCUCUGUACUAGAGGAGCAGCCAGCUUCAAACUCUGAAAAUCUAGAGCCAUACUAUGUCUCUUCUGAGGACAUAGUUGAAAUUGAGGAGAGCCAAACAGAACUAGAGGAUGCUGAGAGUCCUCCAGAGGAAAUAGUCGUAAUACCACAGGCCAAAGACACUGCCAACCACUAUGCAGAUAUUGAUAAUGACUCUCUCUGCGAAGAGGCUGAGUGCUUACAACAACUUGAAUGUGUGUCAUCGGAGGACUAUGUUGAGAUUGGUGACAGUGAUGACCAGGCCAAAAAUGUGAGCAAGAAAAGAGUGGCAAAAACACGCAAAUGUACCAGCAAAUGUGCUGAAGCUGUCCUCAACCAGUCCAAUAAUCAGCCACGCUUUAGGCUGUGCUCCAUAACUGUUCCUGCAGACAUGGAUAUAUGCAGUACCCCAGAGCUAACAGACAGGCUGGUGUUCGCUGACACCGCAGAAGUGUUUGGGGAUGAUAUAGACUAUGAAGGCCAUAUAGUGCCUUAUUUGGAGGAAACAGACACAGAGAGGGACAAUGUCAGUGAUGAACAUGUCUAUGAGGAAGCAGGUCUUGAUUCAGAGGGUGAGAACUUCCUUGCCAUGGACAGAAAGAGUAUUGUGACGCGGUCACGGUCACUCUCGGGAAAGGUGCCUGGUUAUGUUCCAGAAACGGUCCCAGAGGAGCCGGGCAUUGAAUCCCAAACCCAUGACUACUACACCGUGGCCUUAGAUAAGAGUGGUCAUCCUCUGAGUGACAGCGAACAGCUAGAGAUAAAUCGAAUCACCCCAUCCACUGUAGCACGGCGCUUCUUUUUCUAUCCACGCUCCUACUCGGUUGAGGGGCAGGAAAUGCCAAUGUCUGUUUAUAGAGAGGAUGACUGUUUUCUCGGGGAGGACGGAAGAAUUAAGAGAGCAGAUGACAACCUCUCCUUACCUUGUGUCAUUGGAUCUUCUGGCAGCUUUUCCCAGAGAAGCCACCUUGCUUCCAGUGGUAUGUCCACCCCAACCUCAGUUGUAGAUAUUCCACCUCCUUUUGAACUUGCCUCUAUUACUAAGAAGCCCAUAACUAAAAGCUCUCCAUCUCUUUUAAUUGAGAGUGACACUUCUGACAAGCAGAAAAAGAAGAAGUCCUCGUUUAAGCGCUUUUUGACACUGAAGUUUAGGAGGAAGACGGAGAACAAGGUCCAUGUGGAUGUCAACGUCUCCUCGUCGCGGUCGUCAUCCGAGUCCAGCCACCAUGGGCCCCUGCGUGUGCUGGACAUGGACAGGAGGAGCAUAGGCAGCUCUCCACACCUAAAGGUUCGGUCUGGGAAACCGCAGCGCUUGUCAGACUCCCCGACUACUUUCCUGUUCUACAAAGACGGAAAGAGAAAAGGAGGGCCAAAGACUUUCAGCAACAGGUGUGUGUCCCGAGUGGAGUCAUUCGAAGACCGUUCUCGGCCCCCCUUCAUGCCCCUCCCACUGACCAAGCCCAGGUCAAUUUCCUUCCCCAAUGCAGACACCUCUGACUAUGAGAACAUUCCGGCCAUGAGCUCUGACUAUGAGAAUAUCCAGAUCCCACCCAGAAGACCCGCUCGAGCAGGGACUUUUGGAGAGUUCUUCGAUGACCCCAGUCGGGCUCUGUCUUCUGCCAAUGAGAAUGAUGGCUAUGUAGAUAUGAGCAGUUUUACUGGAUUUGAAAACAAACCUCAAACAACAGAAGAAGAAACAGAAAGUGCCUAUACGGAGGCCUACAAGGUGUGCCCUGUGGCUGUUGGACCGUCAGAGCCAGCAGGAGGUGAGGAUGACCAGGGACGCACCUCAGAGGAGGAAGAGGGAGGGAUGGAGCAUAAUUAUGACCGACAGAUUGAUGGUCGAUCCCGAGCAUUCUAUAUUGCCAAAGAACUGGUGGAUUCAGAGAAAGAACAUGUAAAGGGAUUGAAGCUGCUCCAGGAGGAUUUCAGGCAGACGGUGGGGGCUCCAGUGGGAGAGGAGGGGGAGCCAGCUCUGCAGGAGGACAGGCUGAAUGAGAUCCUGAGCAACCUGCCCGAGAUCUACCAGCUGCACUGCCACAUCCUCACAGAGCUGGAGCACCGCAUCGCACAGUGGGAGGAGAGCCAGCGGAUCGCUGAUGUCAUCCUGUCACGCCGGGCGGAGUUCUCCGUCUUCGCCCUGUACAUGGCCCAUUACGACCGGAGCGCAGCCCUGCUGGAGGACAGCUGUCACAACAGCCCCGCCUUCGCCUCCAUCGCCAGGCAGUUUGAGCUGCAGAGUCCGUCCGGGAGGAAGGUCCCCCUGAAACAGCAGCUGCUGCAGGUCAUCGUGCGUAUGCUGCUGUACCGUAUGCUGCUCACAGAUUACUUAAACAACCUCUCCCCAGACUCCAAGGAAUAUGAAGAUACGCAAGCUGCUCUGGGGGUGGUCUCUGAGGUGGCUGACCAGGCCAAUGACUGUCUGAGGGAUGGGGAGAACUUGCUGCGCCUGGUUCAUAUUGAGUACAGUGUCAGAGGCCAGAGAGACUUGCUCCAGCCAGGAAGGGUGUUCGUGAAGGAGGGCACCCUGAUGAAAGUCUCGCGGAAAAGCCGCCAACCACGGCACUUGUUCCUGAUGAACGACAUAAUGCUGUACACGUACCCACAGCAGGAUGGGAAGUACAGACUGAAGAAUGCCCUCACACUUGUUGGGAUGAAGGUCAGCAGGCCGCUGAUAGAGAACGUGCAGUACGCCCUGAGGAUCGAGGUGACGGACAUCUCCAUCACACUCUCGGCCAGCUCGUGUGGAGAGCGGGAGGACUGGUACCACACGCUGAGCCACACGGUGGAGGGCCACGCCAGGGGCCAGGGGCCCUGCCGCGCCUCCAGCUCCAGCUCCAGCACAGAGGCCCGGGAGAAGGUCUGGAUGUCCCUGGGGGAGACGGCUCCCACCCUGGUGCCCGUGUCCCAGGUGCUGAUGUGCAUGAACUGCGCCUCGGAUUUCUCCCUCACCCUGCGCCGGCACCACUGCGCAGCAUGCGGGAAGAUCGUGUGCCGCGGCUGUUCGAGGAACAAGUACCCCCUAAAGUACCUGAAGGACAGGACGGCCAAAGUGUGUGACCACUGCUACGCUGAGCUGAAGAGACGAGGGGGCAGCGUAGCAGGAGCCAGCGGCAACGACAGUCCUCGCCCCAACCGGUCCAGCCGACCCCUCUCCGCCGUCUUCCAGAACAUUCACCCGCCCAACCUGUGGAGGCACAGGAAGACCACCGUCCCACUGAACCAGGUGGCAGAGUCGCCGGAGAGCUCGAGCGGGAGCGGCGGUCUGCACCGCUGCAAGAGGAGCAAGAGGAACUGGAAGAAGCUGUGGUUCCUCCUCAAAGACAAGGUGCCCUAUGUCUCCUCCACUCCUGAGGACAAGGUGACAUCAGAGAGCUUGCCUCUCCUUGGCUUCACUGUAAAGCUGCCAGACAGACCAGAGGAAGAAGAAGUUACCAAUGUGUUCCAGCUGUACCAGAAGAAGGCCCUGUAUUACACCUACAGAGAAGAAAAUCACACUGCGCAGAGAUGGGUCAAUGCCAUAGAGGAGGCCACAGUCUUAUAGCAGCAGUCACCGGGAGAAGUGUCAGAACUACACUCUUCACCUGCCUGAGGACCCUCUGAGCUACUCUCUUCUGUUAUGGUCAUCCUUCAGAAUGCCUGAAUGUAAAUCAAAAAUGUAAAGAAUGAAAAGACUAACUUUUUCCAUAUUGGGGAUUAUGUGCGAUUGUACAGAAGACGUUUGACGCAUCUGGAAUUUCAAAAGACACCUGUUUCUACGCACUGAAGUAUUUCUUUUACCUGGGGUGCUACUUGGGUUUCCAUUUUUAAAUUGGUCCUCUGAUAGUUGCCCGAUGUCUAUGCCAGUAUGAAACUGAGACCAACAUGGUCUUCACUGGUCAGAAGCCACUGGCUGCUCAUCUCCACUGGGGGUGAACUGUACAGUGUUCCCAAACACAACCUCAAAUGCAACAGUUUUGUACAGUGUGUUCAACUAGUGUCAUGUUCCUUACUUCUGUAAUGCUGCUACUUUCAUACUGUCAUUCACAGCAGCCUGCCUGGGGUCGAGAGGUUUGGUUUGUUCUACUGUAAGAAAAUCUGGGGAUCACACCCAGUGUUUCAUUCUGUUCCCCUACCGUACUCUAACAUUUUCAUACGAGUGUUAAGGGAAACAUCCAAAACCUGUCAGUGGUGGAAUCACCUCGAAUAAUUUUAAAGGUCAGAAUGAUCAAUACAGAGGAGUGAGGAAAAAGCCUUCUCAUAGUUGAUAUAAACUGAGCCGUAUUCACCAGUUUGAACUAGAUCUGAAUCAAGUAAAAAACUGCUUAUACUUUAUCAUCCCUUGCUCAUUCUGGUCCCUUACACAUCAUACAGACAAAUCAGAUGGAUACGAUGCUAAAGCUCUAUGCACAAACCUCACUUUCAGACAAGUAACAGCCUAUGCUUCAUACACGUGUACAUUUACUUCCAUGAUUUCCAUUUCCUUAUACAGAGAAACUGCUUUUAUAUGGCUGUAUAUAGUAUGUCAUGGAAUCUUCCUGGAAAAAUAUACUGCUCAGCACCCACGUUCCAAAGUCCAAUGGUCUACUCCGCUCCACAAAUUUUCCAUACUAUCAGUCAGUCUGUAUUUGCCAAGAAGGUAUGCUUUUUAUAGCGGAUGUGUGCAGUUAAAUCAGAGAUUACCUUAAAAGCAAAACAAGUGGGACACAACCGUUAAUUGUGUUACUUGGUAGCAGAGAUGAAAGGCCAGCACCUGGCAUUUGGAGAGAAGGUUUAUGUUGGGGAGAAACAGAACUGUGGCCUCUUUUAUAAACAAGAACAUAAGUAUUUAUAAAGAGGAGGAUUUCUCACUGGGCUACAAGCCUAAACCAUGGGACACCAAAUUCGUUUUUUUCUUUGUCAUUUCUCACACUUGCAUUUUCAUGCCUUAAGAUUGCGCAUGAUGAAAAGGUUUCUAAAAGAGAUUCUAUAAACAAUAUAAAUGCCUGAAAGUAUUGCACAGUAAAGAAUAUUAUUGUUCAUCACUUGCAUCAUAGACUGUAUUUACUGUUCUAGUGCUACUGCUACAAAUAUUGAUCAUUGUGACAGUGUCCUGGGUUGUCAUUAUCAGCAAACCCACAUGGUGUGGUUAGCAUUGGCUUGAAUUAAUGCAUUGAAGUGCAGCUAAGAAUUAUUGAUUUCUUAGCCAAGCACAGGUGUGAGAUUAGUUUUGUGUGAAUUGCCGGUUUUUCAACUCACUGCAUAUUUGUACACUAGUUAUUUAGUAUUUUAAUUUGCACAGUGCUCCAUUUAUUUGGCAAGUCACACUAAAUAAGGAAUCAACAUUAUAAAAUCAAACGAAAGGAAAUGAAUCUGUUACCAUAAGAGCCCGCUAGUUUGUUCUGACUUAACUGGAGUCAUUCAGGAUGAGGGUCUCUUUGACCAGUGCCAGGUUCCACCCAUGUUCUGGUUCGGAAUGCAGCAGGUACGGUGGCUGAAGAGGGAUUGGCUGUGGCCUUUAUACAGCUCAUUGCAAUGCAUCAUCCCCUGCCUGUUGAGUAGAUGGAAGGUUUUGAGAUGGAGAACUUUCUGCCCGUUGAGUAAGCCCCUGGUUUCUCAAUCCAUUCAGCCCUGGUUACCUAUCUGCGGCCGCUGCUUGUGUUAUUUUUAUCUCGGGCCAUUUAUGGCUUUCCCCUAACGUUGUCACAUCACUUUCUCCCGGGCAGUAAUCCUGUAAACAGCCCCAAGCUUUGAGGCCAGAGCCUAGCCAGGACUCUACCCCGCUUUAUCCAGCUCUGAUUUCCCAUGUGUCGGACACCGCAUGUCCAUGAUUCAUCCUCUCCCCGGAGAGAACAGAGAACCUGUCUGAAUGUCAGCGUCUGGAGGAACGAAAAUCACUUUUAUGCCUCCUCCCAAAAAGGAUUAUAAGUGCCAGUACUCCAAUACUGCUUCUCAGCCCACCAGCAAUUCCACUCGGUCUCCGACCGCUUUUCUAAGCUCCAAGACAUGCCUUGUCUCUUUAAACUGCCUCUUCUCUGUGGACAUACUCUUUUUGUCACUCAUUCAAUGCAGUGUACACGCAAAAGUAUGUAGGUGACAUUCUGUAGGUUCCCUCGUCACUGUGCUUUGAGUCACUGGCGUGAUAUGAAUGCAAGGAAAUAUUAUUAUAGGUGAAAUUUGGACAACUGCAUUUUCUCUUUUGGCUACACUAGAGAGAAGUGUUGGAGGAUCUCGUUGCAUAUCAGUGGUAUUAUAAAUUAUAUGGAGAGACAAGGCACAGAUUUUGCAUCAAUUUCUCAUUAAUGAGCCAGAUACACCUGCUUUGCGAUAAUGAAUUGCACUGUGAAACCCACAUUACCUAUUUUGCCCGAAAUACCUUGGGAUUCAAAUCAAGCCAACUGAAAAUAAUUCCCCAUCUGUGCCUGCUAUUACAUUUAUUAGCUCCUCAUUUGAGGGUGGUGUGGUUCUGUUUUCCUGCUGAAGUCUAAAGGCUGGUUUAUACCCCAUCACUCGACUGAAAUCGCAGAAUGUUCAUGAAUGUUCUAACGUCACCUGACAUUGACUAUGGUCGUUGUUUAAUUAAAAAUAUAUUUAAUCUAUGAAGUUUGAACCGAAUGUCACUGCGACCAACGAUGUUGCUAGUUGCAGGGAGUAUAAACCAGCCCGAGUAUUAAGCAGCCUUCGGAGAUAUGAAUGGCUGCGGAAUCACAGUUCUGGCAGUCUGCCAGGAUGUAAUACAGCCAGGUAGAAAUGAAAACAGCAUCAGGGAGAGGGUGGGAGAGGGUGGCAGAGCACCUUUGAGUGGUACAGCCACCCAUCUGGCCAGUAUGAAGGUAAUUCACAGUCUGAGUGCAGUUUCACCUCUGGAUCAUUAGGAUGUAUAUUAACAGCAGGAAAUAUUGAAUAGAAAUUGUUCAUACCGGCAUGUCCUCAAACUGGCUUGUGAUUUUUAUUAUUAUUUUGAAGAGGAUUUAGCUUUUAUGCAGAGCUAUUCAGAAUAUAAACAAUUCUGGCAGAGUCAACAUUUGAGGAAUGUAUGGCAAACUUUACACUGUUUUUUUGCUGUUGACUGUUGAGAUACUAUGUAUUUUUCAGUACUCAAAAUCACAUUUACAAAAUAUGAGAUUUGGUAACAAGAAAGUUGUAUGAGGUGUUGUGAAAUAUCUUAGCUACUUGAAUGAUAAUAUACAUUUCCAGGAAGUACCUUCUUUGUAUUUAUUCACAUUCUGUCCUAGAAAUGCAAACAAUAAGGGCAAUAAUCAAAUGGAGGAUAUAACACCACUUUAUUUAUUAUUUUUAUUAUUUUUUUACAAUGGCAAGUAAUGUUAUUAUGUGUUUAAUGUUUUAAAGGGGUGAUGAUGGCUAAGGGUAGAUUACAUUUAUAUAGUAUUGUAUGUUCUUUAAGCAGAGUUUUAACAAGGAGAUUAUCUGAUAGAGUUCUAUUUUUGACAGCAUACAAAGUGCCAAAACAUAGACAGGUAUGUUCAGUUAUCAUUGCAGACUGGAUCAUUCUUCACAUGAAAAUCCUUUAAGGUUUUGUUCUGAAGCAUACUUCUUUUUUCUGCCAUUGCAACAUAUAUAUUGUAUAUUUCUUGUUAUGUACUGUACUUUUGAAAUAGCCUUGCAUAAUUCUAAAUGUAAAUAUAUAAAUACAAUAUUAAAGAUGAACAUUCUUUUGCUUUAUUUGCACUGGUAGAAGGAAUAAGAAUUGGAAUGUAAUUACUGCUGCUGAGAUGUUAUUUCCUGACCGCCAUUUUGAAUCAAUCUGUGCUAAACCAGCAGUCUUUCUUUCCAGUGGUGUAAGCCUUCUUGUUCAACACAGUGAGCUUGGAACAUUAUUUGUUUGUACAUAAUCCAUAUAGAAUGGAUACAUUAUUUAAAAUGUGUGGGCAAAAUGAAGUAAAAGAAUAAUAAAAAAUAAUAACAUCCUAACAUGUUCUAACAAUGUGUAAUUAUUUUCACUUGUGAGGUGGGGGACAUGCUAGAAUAUAAAACGUUAAUUAGUGUAGUAGUCCGUACAGAAUAGUGUCCGAUGUGCCACUUUGAUUUGAAGAAAAAAAAUGCUUUGUAUUGCUAUUGUUGCUGUCAUUAAUUCAUUCAUUUUGAUAAAAUAUAUUCUGUACAAUAA
Molecule: messenger RNA, 9301 nt
Organism: Conger conger (European conger)
Lineage: Eukaryota; Metazoa; Chordata; Actinopteri; Anguilliformes; Congridae
Product: FYVE, RhoGEF and PH domain-containing protein 5-like
Exons: 21
Coding region: 113-4759 (1548 amino acids)
Cellular component (GO): cytoplasm
Molecular function (GO): metal ion binding; guanyl-nucleotide exchange factor activity
Source: RefSeq, a predicted model, not a curated record